Messenger RNA from Labrus mixtus (cuckoo wrasse), 2203 nucleotides. Its product is annotated as metalloproteinase inhibitor 4-like. The transcript is spliced from 6 exons. Lineage: Eukaryota; Metazoa; Chordata; Actinopteri; Labriformes; Labridae. The record is from RefSeq and is a predicted model, not a curated record. Bases 294 to 968 code for a protein of 224 amino acids. Gene Ontology annotation, molecular function: metalloendopeptidase inhibitor activity; protease binding. Gene Ontology annotation, biological process: negative regulation of endopeptidase activity; negative regulation of membrane protein ectodomain proteolysis. Gene Ontology annotation, cellular component: extracellular matrix.
AGAGGCAAAGGAUGGUAUUUUUUUUCCAGCCUUUGAGGAGGCUGUCCCUAAAUUGUUGAGUACAUAAGAGGCUCCCUGUGUGCGACCCUCUCAGCAUUCAAGACCAGAGUGUGAGGGGAUCCAGCUUUUCUGCCUUCCAGCUCAGCAGAGCUCAUCUCACUACUCCAGCUCUACUGUUGUCCAUUGCUCACUGCCGGUCUGAUUUGUAUUCCUCCGGAUCUUGAAAGGAUCAGAAGAGGUUGCUGAGUGUUUAUCGAGUGGAGGAGCGAGAGUCAGAGGCUGCCAGAGUCAUCAUGGCCUUGUCCCAGGAGCGGAGUGCAUGUCUGGGGCUCUGGGUGCUCCUUUUGCUUGGUGCAGGCAUGGAGGAAGUCGUGGAGGGAUGUAGCUGCAACCCAGCUCACCCACAGCAGCUAUUCUGCAGCGCUGAGAUUGUGAUAAGGGCAAAGAUCUCCGGUGAGAAGAUUGUGUCGCCUAGCAACAGCUCCUCACCUUACAUGAAGAUGAUUCAAUACGAAAUCAAAAUGAUCAAGAUGUUCAAAGGUUUUAACAAGGCCAAGGAUAUCCAGUACGUGUACACUCCAGUCUUCUCGUCUCUGUGUGGAGUCAAACUGGACUCGAACAAUAAAGCAGGGUACCUGCUCUCAGGAAGUAUGUGGAGUGAUGGAAGAAUUUCUAUUGGCCAGUGUGACCUGGUAGAGUCCUGGGACAACUUGUCACUGUCACAGAAGAAGAAUCUCAACUACAGAUACCAGAUGGGCUGUGAGUGCAGAAUCAACACCUGUUACACGGUGCCGUGUGCGUCUACAGGAGACGACGAGUGCUUGUGGACUGACUGGCUGCUUGAUAACAGCUUAAAUGGGGAGCAGGCUCGGCAGUACGCCUGCAUCCGUCGCUCCGACACAACCUGUAGCUGGUACCGCGGAGGACCUCCACCCGAGAAAGACUUCCUGGACAUGUCCGACCCUUGACCUGUAACUCUGACAUUCAAUUCACUCAGUUCCCGACAAGCAUUUCCUGCUAUUGCAUAAACAUUGUUUAAAUUUGGCAUGCAAAGCUGCAUCAGAUUUAAAAAAAAAAAAUUAGCUGAUUUUUCUAUCAUUUGAGGAAGCUAUAUCUUCUGUUAUCAGAGUUCAGGUGGUUGCUUCAGCAGUGCUAGGACCUUUUAUUUUGAAAGUGCAGGUUCUUUCAACAUGACUCAUUUUCUAGCUCUCACACUUCACUCGCUGUUUCCACAGAAUCAGAAUAGCAGCAGACCAUCCAGAGUGUAUCUCCAGAGGGAACCUUUUCUUCAUAUCUAAUGAUGUGAUGGUAAAUGCAUAACCAUGAAAAAUACUGAGGACCUCAAAUUUGUUUUACUAACUAGAACAAAGGUUAUAUAUAGGACGUUUGGGCAUUUACUGUCAAACAAUAGGAGACAAGUUGUACAAUCCUUGAUUUUGCUUGGAAAAAGGUUACUUUACAAAAAUGUGCACUACAUUAUUUUUUCAUUUUCAUUUCACGUCUUUUCUUCUCACAUGAUGGUGUUUUUAUUUUUCUUAUGCAAACUAUUACAACUAUCCUGUUUCAACAAAAAAGUCACUGUAUAUAAAAAAAAAGCACAGACAUUCCCCAAACAGUUAUGUGUUGACAUAAUCUGAAUGAUCUCAUCAUCAUUUCUGUAAAUCAAAAUCUUCACAGUUUGUACUCUAAACUGCAGAGAAUGUAAAUAAUGUACGUCAUUAAGAACUAACAUUUUAAAGGCUAACAGGAUUGUGUCUCAGUGAUUGGAUGUUAGGAUCUUGUAGUUUUCUGUGUGUAGUUUCCUCAGUUGAACUCUUUACUAUUUCAUCUGCCAAAAAAAACCCUAAUCCAGCGCUUUAAUAACAACACUGCCACCUGUAGACGCAGAGCCACCUCUCCGUCAAGGAAAUGAUGUAACAGGACACGGUUCAAUUCCGCACCAGGAGGUGGACUAUCCUCAACUUUCAAGUAAUGAAAAAAUUACAUUUUAGCCUAAAUUUAACCAGAAAAAGAAAAAAAAACAUAUACAUCAAUGAGCUGAAAUUAAUAGUUAUUGUUGUUUUUAGGCAUUAUUUUAUAUAAUUACAAGACCCAAAUCAGAAUUGAGCCCUGUGUUGUUACUAGACUACUUCAGUGAAGUCACACAGAUUAAAAAGCAUUAUAACACACUGCCUUCUUCAUAAAAAAAACAAAAAAAAAACAA